Epithele typhae is the source of this 1281-nucleotide messenger RNA. Its product is annotated as etoposide-induced protein 2.4-domain-containing protein. Gene Ontology annotation, biological process: macroautophagy. Gene Ontology annotation, cellular component: endoplasmic reticulum. NCBI's taxonomy places the organism in Eukaryota, Fungi, Basidiomycota, Agaricomycetes, Polyporales, Epitheliaceae. Bases 1 to 1281 code for a protein of 426 amino acids. The record is from RefSeq and is a predicted model, not a curated record. The transcript has 7 exons.
AUGUCCCGCCCACCCGUACGCCGCGCCCAGCGCGCCCACCACUCCUCCACGCCGCCUCCCCAGCCUUCCUUUUCGAUCCCACCAUCGGACCAGCCGCCAUUCGAACACCAGCCGCGCUCAGACCCGCCGACGUACGUCUCCUCGCGGGCGGCGUACCCGACCUUCCUCUCCGCGCAGGACACGGCGCGGCUGCACCUCUCGUGCGCCGGCCGCGGGCUGCUCGACGCGUGCCGGUGGGACACCGUCGUGCGCGUCGUCGCGAGCGACCCGGAGGUGCGCUCGCACGUGCUCAAGAGCCUCGCCCUCAACACCGUCUCGCUCCUCUCGGUGUACUUCUUCGACUGGCUCGUGCUCCCGCUCGCGCGCGGGCAGCAGCGGUGGUUCCACCGCAACCUCGGGUGGUUCUACCAGGUGCUGUGGCUCCUCCCCGUCGUGGGCGCGUCGUUUUACUUGAACAGCUCCUGGUGCACGCUCAUCGCCAAGCGCACCUUCACCCUCCAGCACGGCGCGCGCGCGGCCGCGCAGCCGCCGGGGACGUACAGCGGCGUGCUGAACGCGCUCGCGACGUCCGCGUACCGCGCGGUGAUGAUCGGCACCUCCGUCGUGCUCUCCGUCGCGCUCGAGCACGUCCCGUUCGUCGGGCCCCCGCUCGGGUUCACCUUCCUCUGCUGGGUCGACGCAUAUUAUUGCUUCGAGUUCAUCUGGAUCGCCCGCGGCCUGUCGCUCUCCCGCCGAGUGCGCCACCUCGAGGAGCGGUGGGCGUACUACUUCGCGUUCGGCCUGCCCUCCGCGGCUCUGUGCAUGUGGGGCAGCAGCCUCGCCAACGCGGCGCUCUUCGCGCUCCUCUUCCCCUCCUACAUCAUCAUGGCGAUGCACGCCCGCCCCGCCCCGCGCGACCCGUACAACCCCGCGGCGGCGGCGGACGACGGCGGGGUGCGCUACCCGUCCCCGCUCUUCCCGAUCCGCAUCCCCGUGUUCGCCCCGGUGCUGUUCCUCAACGACGCCGUCGUGCGCGUGCUCAGCGUCGGCACCGGGGGCCGCGCCUCCGCCUCCGCCUCCGCAGCGUACACCUACGGGGGCGGGAGCGGGGACGGGGGCGGGCACCGGCGCAUGUUCAGCGACGGGGCGGAGAGCAUCGAAGAGGGCACGGCGCUCAGCGAGGUGGGCGACCGGGGCGGCGCCGGGAGGCUGGGAGGGCCGGCGAGCAGGGUGCGGGUGCGGGGCCCGCAGUCGGUCGUGAGCGCGGCGGGGAGCUCGAGGGCGGGGAGGAAGUUUGACUAG